AUGGCUUCAAACAUUUCGCUAGACAUUAAUACUAUUAAUGAUACCUUUUUACCAAUACAAAAUCAAGAUCAAUUUCGAGUUCAAAGUCAAGUUCCGUGUCAAGUUCAAAGUCAAGUUCUAAGUCAAGUUCUAAGUCAAGUUCAAAGUCAAAUUCAUCAAGAUGUCGUGUCUUUGAAUAAUAACACAAUGGUCAACAACACUUCAAUAGAUAUUCAAGAAUUUUUAUCUUAUUAUAAUUUAGAAAAUGAAUCAUCAACUAAUAUUGAAGAAUCAAAGAUUAAUACUAAUGGUGAUGGUAAUAAUAGUAAUAAUAAUGCUAAUUAUGAUGAUUAUUAUUAUGAGGACAACAAUUAUAAUCUUGAAAUCACAUUUGAUCAAAAUGAUACAAAAACACAAAUAAAGAAUAUUAUUGGGAAUAAUAAUAAUAAUAGUAUAAAGGAUAAUGAUAAAAUUUUAUCAAUGUUCUCAACUCAUAAUAAUCCUUAUGAAUCAAAACCACAAGAAGAAAGAGAAAUUAGACAAGAAGAAGAAAUAAUGCAAGAAGAGAUAAUACAAACGAAUGAUAAUCGUUAUCAUAGUAAUAGUUAUGACAAUCGCGAAGGAUAUGUUACAAUCGAGAAUUAUUCUCUUGAUGACAAUAAAGUUUUAUCCGAUAUGAGGAGAAAUAUGCAGAUGUUAAAUGAAUUGGAACAAAAAGACACAAGUUUGGCAUUAAGAUUUUACAACGACUUAAUUCCGGAACAGCAGCAGCAAGUGAAUACUUCACAUAUAUGA
Molecule: messenger RNA, 774 nt
Organism: Diversispora eburnea
Lineage: Eukaryota; Fungi; Glomeromycota; Glomeromycetes; Diversisporales; Diversisporaceae
Source: the annotation of a GenBank genome assembly